AUUUUUUAUUUAAACCGGCUUCCAAGAGCCAUUUAUUUGAAUUAAGCUCAUAUUCAACUAUAACUGAUGCAGGUGCUCCCUAGUUUCCUGCCAAAACACAUCUUUGCUUUUCAAUAUUCAAAUCUAUUUCAAGUUUUAAAAUCCAUCCCUACCCCUCUAGAUAUCCUAGAAUGGACAGAGUGAGAGCGAACAUACAGAGAAUUGGAGACAUGGAUGUGAAGAAUGCAGGACCUCUGGUUGAUUCUCUGAUGUCUUCCUUUAAUACGCGAAUCGCAAAGCUGCAGGAACUCGUAAUUGCCUGGAAGAUGUACCAGCUAGUAGUGUCGUUGAUUUGUCGGCAGUGUGACGCGGCAGUGAAGGCCAUGGAGCAGCAAAUACAGGCGAUCAAGGACCGAUUGAACGAAGAGACCGAGGCUAUUCCCAAAGCCAUAUUUGGAUUUCACUUUUCUUCCAGGAGCUCCUAAACAGCAAACCGAUGUUGGGUUGAUGAAACCAGACGAGCCACCAGUACUGCACAAGGAGUGUGACUCUUUUGUAAAGAACAGAAGCAUAGCACUAAUAGAUGGUUUUACAAGAACAGAAUAAGUACCAGUGUACAUUCCUCUCUCUAAAAUCUGCUUGUUUUGGUCAAUUAUAGGAGGAAAGGGGUCGUGGCUCUCCACCAUUAUGGUAGAUUACUGCUCAUCGAUUAUACAUUUUCUUUUUGAUGAAUGGACUCUGUUUGCACCUAUUUUAUCCAUUAAAUUGGUUAACCUGCAUGGAGCAACUAGUAGUCUAUGACUGGUGAUGAGGACAAAAGUUUAAUUUGUUGUUGAAUUCUCCAAUGUGACAACAGUUACUAGAUAUAGAG
Messenger RNA from Mangifera indica (mango), 850 nucleotides. Its product is annotated as spindle and kinetochore-associated protein 1 homolog. Gene Ontology annotation, biological process: regulation of microtubule polymerization or depolymerization; cell division; mitotic cell cycle. Gene Ontology annotation, cellular component: mitotic spindle; outer kinetochore; spindle microtubule. Gene Ontology annotation, molecular function: microtubule binding. The coding region runs from base 171 to 464 and encodes 97 amino acids. The transcript has 3 exons. Lineage: Eukaryota; Viridiplantae; Streptophyta; Magnoliopsida; Sapindales; Anacardiaceae. The record is from RefSeq and is a predicted model, not a curated record.